This is a messenger RNA of Eptesicus fuscus (big brown bat), 357 nucleotides long. RefSeq names its product oxytocin/neurophysin I prepropeptide (gene OXT). Lineage: Eukaryota; Metazoa; Chordata; Mammalia; Chiroptera; Vespertilionidae. The record is from RefSeq and is a predicted model, not a curated record. Bases 1 to 357 code for a protein of 118 amino acids. Gene Ontology annotation, cellular component: secretory granule; extracellular region. Gene Ontology annotation, molecular function: neurohypophyseal hormone activity. The transcript has 3 exons.
AUGACGGUCCCCAGCCUCGCCUGCUGCCUGCUCGGCCUCCUGGCGCUGACCUCCGCCUGCUACAUCACCAACUGCCCCGUGGGCGGCAAGAGGGCCGUGAUGGACCUGGACGUGCGCAAGUGCCUGCCCUGCGGCCCCGGGGACAAGGGGCACUGCUUCGGGCCCAGCAUCUGCUGCGGGGACGAGCUGGGCUGCUUCAUGGGCACGGCCGAGGCGCUGCGCUGCCAGGAGGAGACCUACCUGCCGUCGCCCUGCCAGUCCGGCCAGAGGCCCUGCGGGGACGAGGGCCGCUGCGCCGCCGACGGCAUCUGCUGCAGCCCCGACGGCUGCCGCACCGACCCCGCCUGCGACCCCUAG